Molecule: messenger RNA, 2697 nt
Organism: Oncorhynchus tshawytscha (Chinook salmon)
Lineage: Eukaryota; Metazoa; Chordata; Actinopteri; Salmoniformes; Salmonidae
Product: aryl hydrocarbon receptor nuclear translocator
Biological process (GO): regulation of transcription by RNA polymerase II
Cellular component (GO): transcription regulator complex; nucleus; cytoplasm
Molecular function (GO): RNA polymerase II cis-regulatory region sequence-specific DNA binding; DNA-binding transcription factor activity, RNA polymerase II-specific; protein dimerization activity
Source: RefSeq, a predicted model, not a curated record
AGUUAUUGCUAUUAGCCGUGAACGCCAUCUUGGAUCUAGAAGGUUUCUAAACGGGGAAAACAGGAAAAGGGUCAGGAAAAUAGAUACUUUCGUUCUUAUUUUGUAAUUUCCCCCACUGGCUGAUGAUGAAGAAACACGAGUCAUGACGUCGCCUCUUUAUUUGCUGAUAUAGUUAAAAUCGGUCAAUCUGAGAGGAUUGUGGACUGAGGAAAUUUCCGCAGUUUACUGUAACUUGGUUUGUUUAUGUUAUUCAACCCGGACAUGGACUCUUCUAACCCAGACAUACCAGAUGACUCUCUGGGUUUGGGAGCCGGUGGGGCCCAGGCAAGCAGCAGUGCUGUUGUGCCAAAAGGGUCCAAUAAGAGACGAGCUGCGCCAGACUUCGAUGAUGAUGAUGAUGGAAGCAAGCUCUUCAGGUGUGAUGACGAUGGAGGAGGAGGAGACAAAGAGCGAUUUGCCAGGGAGAAUCACAGUGAGAUUGAGCGGCGGCGGAGGAACAAGAUGACUGCUUACAUCACAGAGCUGUCGGACAUGGUUCCCACCUGCAGCGCGUUGGCACGGAAACCAGAUAAGCUGACCAUCCUGCGCAUGGCCGUGUCCCACAUGAAGUCUCUGAGAGGGAGCGGCAACACUGCAGCAGACGGGACUUACAAACCAUCCUUCCUCACCGACCAGGAGCUGAAGCACCUGAUCCUGGAAGCUGCUGAUGGCUUCCUGUUUGUGGUGUCAUGUGAGAGUGGGCGGGUCGUCUAUGUGUCAGACUCCCUGACCCCUGUUCUUAACCAAUCACAGUCCGACUGGCUAGGCUCCUCACUCUACGACCAGCUCCACCCGGACGACGGAGACAAACUACGAGAGCAGCUCUCUACUGCAGAGAGUAACAAUACAGGGAGGAUGUUAGACCUGAAGACAGGAACAGUUAAGAAGGAGGGACAGCAGUCCUCCGUCAGGAUGUGUAUGGGAGCCAGACGAUCCUUUAUAUGUAGGAUGAGAUGUGGUUCGUGUCCAGUGGAGCCCAUGUCUAUGAACAGAUUGAAUUUCCUGCGGAGCAGGAACAGGAAUGGUCUGGGCCCACCCAAGGAUGGAGAGCCUCAGUAUGUGGUGGUCCACUGCACUGGAUACAUCAAGUCCUGGCCCCCCACAGGGGUGAAUCUAACAGAUGAGGAAGCAGACAAUAUUCAGGGGAGUCGCUACUGUCUAGUCGCCAUCGGUAGACUUCAGGUGACCUCUUGCCCGAGCGACACAGACAUGAACAGCAUCAGUGUUCCGGUGGAGUUCAUCUCUCGUCACAACUGCCAGGGCCUCUUUACCUUCGUAGACCACCGCUGCAUGGCCACAGUGGGCUACCAGCCUCAGGAACUGCUGGGUAAGAACAUCUUGGAGCUGGCCCACCCUGAGGACCAGGAACUGCUGAGAGACAGCUUCCAGCAGGUGGUCAAGCUGAAGGGUCAGGUGCUGUCCGUCAUGUUCCGCUUCCUGUCCAAGACCAGAGACUGGCUCUGGAUCAGGACCAGCUCCUUCACCUUCCAGAACCCCUUCUCUGAGGAGAUAGAGUACAUCAUCUGUACCAACGCCAACGUCAAAACCUCGACUCAGGACACCCUCACCCCCCUCUCGUCCUCAGGGGUGUCUUUGCCCCCCUCGCAGGGGGAGAGCAGUCCUAACUUCCCCCCUGUAUCCCACAGCCCAGGGCAGGUGGCUGCCAGACAGUUGCAGCAGCAGCAAGCAGAGUUGGGGGGAGGAGGGAGAGAUGGUCUGUACGAGGCAGGACAGGUUACACUUCCACAGAUGCCUGUCCAGGCCGUGACCGCAGCUGGAACUGACCACAGUAAGACCAGGGACAAGGCAGAGAUGCACCCCUCCAUGUACCCCAACCCAGACCAGGCCAAGUUCCUGCCCUCCACCUCUGCCCCCGGAGUACCCAUCUACCCUCAGGACAACAACAACUACACCACUGCCAACCGCUCCAACGACACAUACAGCAGGUCAGUAGGGAUGUCCCCUCAGAUGGUGCAGCCAUCCCACUCCGCAGGCCAGGUGCUGGCUCAGAUGUCCCGUCAGAACGGGGCACCCCCCUCCAACAGCAGCCCCCUACAGGGAGGGGCAGCGGUGAGCUGGCCGGGGCCAGCAGCAGGGGCUAGACCCCCCUUCAACAACCAGCAGGUGGUGCCCCAGGCAGGGAAGGCCCUGUCUCCCCAGUUUGCCAUGGGGAGUUUUGUUGGGGGCUCUUCCUCCUCAUUUGGGGCGAUGCCCACCACUGCCGCUCCGACCCCCACCAUGGGGGCUAACUACCCAAAUAUCAACCCCCGCGCCAGCCUCAAUACCAACGGAUAUGAUGGCUUGGGGUCGGGGCAGCAGUUCCCCUCCAGGGCAGCGGAGGCAGUGUGGCCCCAGUGGCACGGCCAGCAGCAAGCUCAGAACAGGGCAGAGCAGCCCCACACACAGAACAACCAGCCUGACAUCUUCCCUGAUGUUCUCGCCAUGCUGGACCAGCCGGCCAACUUCAACAACGAUGACUUUGAGAUUCCCAUCUACCCCUCUUUCAACGAGUGACCCCGCAUACACUCUUCCACUUACCUCCUCUGUCUCUCAAAUGUCUCCUUCUCUCUCAUUUGGUGCACUUUUGCUCUCUUUCUUCGCCUUUCGUGAUCCAACGAGAGCAUGUCUAAUUAUCGCUCAGAUGAUUGCACUGCCAGG